AGCUGUUGUUGGUCACGUGCAGGUGUGUCUGUUCACUUCCGCACUCAACUGCCUGUAGCAUGUUAGCAUCGUAAAUAGCACUUAACGUACCUUACGAGGGAGCCUGUUAAUCACACAGGCAAAAAAUACAGUAUUUAUAUGCUUUCCAGGUCUCCGCGCGGAUUUACUUGGUUUUCUAGGCAAAAUAAAACUGCAGUUUUUAUGCUAAAGCGAACCAGGAAGCGACGUUAGCUUCAUUGCAACUUACCGUUGAAUCAGUCAGCUGGAGUUGAACCUUUUCAAGGAGACGAUUUCUCCCCUCUCACAUUUACAUUAAAGUGAGCCAUGAAGCAGCUGUUCAGUCUUCCCACGCCCAGUUACAGCCUAGUGUGGACGUUUGUGAUUCAGCUGGCUCUGAGCAGAAGUAGCGUGCUAGCUGGUAACGGCACCAAGGCCUGUAAACUAUCUUCUGAAAGUUCCUCGAAGGUCCUUGAUCGACUUGAGCAGCUUGCUAACAAGACCUUUACAGCAGACAUCACAGAUGGAGAGGACAGUUACACGUAUGUGUUCCAGCUGUGUGGAGAUGCAGGGGGAGUUCCAGAAGCUGGAGUUAUUCAAGUGAACAAGAAAACCAACAAGAUGACAUCAAUCGGCUUAUAUACCAAAACACAAGUCAUUGGAGGCAAUCAAUGGGUGUUGUUAAUCUACAACGAUGGUGAGGAAUAUGAUAACCACUGCGGUCAGGAAAAGAGGAGAGCUAUGAUCAUGAUCUCCUGCAACAAGAAUGCAGAUGUGGGUGAGUUGAAAGUCUUCCCGGAGGACAGGGAGAGAGGAAACAACUGUUAUUACUUCUUUGAGUUGGACUCCAGCGCCGCGUGUCCCGUUGAGUCUUCUCAGCUCAGCGCCGGAUCCAUAUUACUCAUCAUCGCUUUCUGCCUCGUGGCCGUUUACCUUAUCGGAGGUUUCCUCUACCAGCGGCUGAUCGUCGGCGCCAAAGGGAUGGAGCAGUUCCCAAAUUAUGCUUUUUGGGUGGAAGUUGGAAACCUAACAGCUGACGGCUGUGACUUUGUGUGCCGGUCAAGAAACCGAGAGGAAUCUCCAGCUUACAGAGGAGUGACCACAGACGCCGUGGAGGAGGAGCCAGAAGAGCGAGACGACCACUUACUACCUAUGUGACCUCAGUAUGUCAGAAAGUAGACACAACCCUUCACUGUGUGGUACAGAUCCCGCUUUUACAGUCUAGACAAGCAGCCUGGUACACUCGUCUGUUUCCUUUACCAUGUUUAAGUCCGUUCCUGCUUAUAUACACCUGUGCCUACAAGCAGGAGGACACGAUACUCACAGCACCAAUAGACUCGUCUCUGCUCCUGUUCGGAGCAUCCGUAUGAAUGAUUUGUCCAAGAUUAAAGAUUCAAAUUAAAUAAACAUUGAGGAGGAAAAAAUGGGGUAUUUUGUUAAAUUUCUACCAGAUCGUUGAUGUUUUUGUUAAUCUUUCUUGCUUUUUUGUUGAAAGUGUUAUGUUGCUGCAGGUUGCUCAACACUGAGGCGUUUCUUCUCGUGUAAAUCGGCUUUAAUCCUCUGGUUUGGUUCAGAUAUGUGAAUGUAAACGUGGCUGUACUUACAACCUUGUUGCACAAGUAGAAAGAGCUGCAAAAAAAACAAAACCAAAGCUGAAAUCAGUUCUUUUCUGUUUUUAGUUAGUAUUUCUAAGCGUUUCUACCUUGUCCUGUUUGAGUGCAGAACCCACCUGUCCUUUAUGGUUUCUGUCCAAAAAGGCCAGCGAUGCAAUUAAAAGCUAACUUUGAGGCUAUAAAGCAAAGCGUCCAUCUUCAGUUCAUUACGGAUCAACCUCUUUUUCACAUGAAUAGUUACAAAACAUUCAUAUAUGAACUUUUUCUACAUGAAAACCCGUCUUUAAGAUGUGGUGUUCUGUAUGUGUUCGUAUUUUGAUCAGAUAAAUUAGCAUCUGCAAACCACCAAUGUUUCUAGUUCUAAAAGUGAAGAGGAGUGAGAAAACGCCGCUCUGCUGGUCUACGUUAGAAGACCGACUCAAGCGGCUGAAACGAGGCGCGCACUUUAGAGCUGCUGUUUUCUUCUAUUGUAAACAUGGAGCGACUGAUACUCCUUUAUUAAAUAAUAUGGUUAUAAAAUGUUAUUUUAGAUUUCAUUCUUGAUGUUUAUAAUAUUUUUUUCAAAAUCUAAAUAUAAUGUUGCUAAAAACUGUUUGUAAUUUGAUGGAAAACGUCUGAGUUUGGUUACGUUUGGAUGGUGUUAGCACUUUGUUCUUUUGUCUGUUAAACUUGUGUUACGUUUGCUUUGUAGGCCUCGUUUUGUUUUUUUCUUUCUUGGUUAAUUGAAUUAUAUUCUGGAUUAUCUGGCAGAAACACUUUCACCUGUGCUUGAAGGGAAUAAAAUAGCGACCAUGUUGGCUGGUUUACUGUGAUAUCAAUAUUCUGUGCAAAAGUCUUGGGCGGUCUUAUUUUUCUUUGUUUUGCUUCCGAGGAGCCAGACUUUCUUAUACAUUUAAAUGGUUUUUAUUGUAGUUAUUGGAGCGGUAUAAUUUGGUAUAAUUUAUUUUUCUGUCUAAUCACUGUGCAACUGUAAAAUGGCAUCUAAACCCAGUCGAUAAAUUCUGUCUGCACGCUAAAGGGCAAAAUUACAGCUUACUUCAAAUUAAAUCAUGAUAUUUAAAUUAAAAUUUGUCCCGAAAACUGGAUUUUGUUCCAAAUUAUUAAGUUCAAACUUCUAAAGUAACCAAUUUAAUCCUUAGCUGGGUGGAAAAUGGUGUUUUUGUACCAAGAGGGUCAUUCCCAAAGACUGUUUCUGAAAAUGUUUCUUGUUUUUGUUUUUUUCUCUCAGAUAAUUUUAUAACAGUAUGUUUUUUUAGCCUUGGCUUCGGUCCUGCUCAUGUUACGUUUUAGUUUGAUCUCAAGGUGGCACUGUACAGCAUUUUGACAUACACCAUUUAAGAUCAAAACCAUUUAUAAUACAAGUCUGACUGAUUGGAACCAAGGUCUGAGGAAGUGAGGUGUUGCUGCAGGAUUUGAACAGAAAUUUGUGUUUGGCUGAAACUGAUCAGGUAUAGACUUUGCUGUUUGUUUUCAAAUUCUAAUAAAGAUGAACUAAAAAGUU
Messenger RNA from Nothobranchius furzeri (turquoise killifish), 3111 nucleotides. RefSeq names its product mannose-6-phosphate receptor (cation dependent) (gene m6pr). The record is from RefSeq and is a predicted model, not a curated record. Gene Ontology annotation, cellular component: endosome; Golgi apparatus; trans-Golgi network. NCBI's taxonomy places the organism in Eukaryota, Metazoa, Chordata, Actinopteri, Cyprinodontiformes, Nothobranchiidae. Gene Ontology annotation, biological process: protein targeting to lysosome. Gene Ontology annotation, molecular function: protein domain specific binding.